Messenger RNA from Beta vulgaris subsp. vulgaris (sugar beet), 3740 nucleotides. RefSeq lists its product as uncharacterized. NCBI's taxonomy places the organism in Eukaryota, Viridiplantae, Streptophyta, Magnoliopsida, Caryophyllales, Amaranthaceae. The record is from RefSeq and is a predicted model, not a curated record. Gene Ontology annotation, biological process: protein transport. The coding region runs from base 216 to 3446 and encodes 1076 amino acids. The transcript has 7 exons.
UAUAAAAGUACACCGCGUAGAAUUUAUCUUAAAAGUCAUCACUAACCGUGCGUCAGCAUCUCUUCUAAUUCCCCGAAAAUCUCAAUUAUUUUAACUGUUCGAUUGAUUUUUCCUUUGUCUCUUCGAUUCAUUCCCAAUUUUUGUCUGAUUCCACUGUAUAUAAUAAAAACCCUAAAUCUUUCAAUUCUAAUUUCUCAAAUUUCUCAGCUGCAACAAUGCUUCAUAAAAGAAGUUUCAAACCCGCGAAAUGUAAAACGGCUUUGAAUCUGGCGAAAUCGCGGAUUAAAUUGAUGAAGAAUAAAAAGGAUAUACAGUUGAAGCAAUUGAAGAGAGAAGUAGCGCAAUUGCUUGAGUCUGGCCAGGAUCAAACAGCUAGAAUUCGAGUUGAGCAUGUUGUUAGGGAGGAGAAGACCAUUGCAGCAUAUGAAAUGAUUGAAAUAUACUGUGAACUUGCUGUUGCGCGGUUGCCAAUCAUUGAAUCACAAAAGAAUUGUCCUCUUGACUUGAAAGAAGCUAUUGCGAGUUUAAUAUUUGCAGCUCCAAGGUGUGGAGAUAUUGUUGAGCUCCAGGAUAUCCGCAAGCAUUUCACGGCAAAAUAUGGUAAAGAGUUUGCAAGUGCUGCCAUUGACGUCCGUCCAGAUUGUGGAGUCAGUAGGCUUUUGGUUGAAAAAUUAUCUGUGAAGGCUCCCGACGGUCCGACGAAAGUCAAAAUCCUUACUGCUAUAGCGGAAGAACAUAACAUUAAAUGGGAACCAAAUUGGUUCAAAGAGGAAGAUGCUGCGCCAUCUGUUUACAUGCCGAAGGUAGCAGCAGCACUUCCACUGGAGGGCAAUAAGAUACAAAUGCAGCCCCUAAAUAUUGAAAUUGCUGAUGACCUUGAGGAUAAGCGUGCUGUUGGUACAGCUAGACCAGGGACUUCUUCUCAAAGCCAUACUCAUACAAUUAGUGAUUUAGUCUCAUCAUCUUCCACUUCUCAUCUUGAAUCUAGAUCAUCAGAGAGUUUGUCGCAGAAAUUAGGGUUCAGUCAGUCAUCUGGGACUGAAGAGAGUGCUUAUGCGGCUGGCAGGCAAAGAUGGAACAUGGAAUUCAAGGAUGCAACUGCUGCCGCUCAGGCUGCUGCUGAAUCUGCAGAGCUAGCAAGCAUGGCUGCAAGGGCUGCUGCAGAACUUUCUAGCCGUAGCAAUGUCAAGAGUGAUUAUUCUUCUGGACCUGGAUUUCCAUCUCUGCAUGGUCUGAGUGAGCAACACCGUGGCAAUGCUGGCAGCGGUCUGCAACACAGUCACAUGCAUAGAAAUUCAAUCAGUGGUUCACUUAAUCAGAGGAGUCCAAGAAUACAGAACCAUGAAGAUGCAAAUAGCCAAGGCAAUAUGACAAUGGGAGGUGAUGCCACAAACUUAAAUAGAUAUCAGGCUCAACAUGAAGUGCAGUUUGAGACAGGAAAACAAGAUUUUACAGAGAGCAGAAAUAGCAGAAGGCAAAGUGGAGAUCAUGAUUCUAGUCCUAUUGCCUCUAAAGCUGAACCCAAUAUGUUUGAACAAGAUCUUAGAGAGAGCAGAAAUAGCAGAAGGCAAAGUGGAGAUCAUGAUUCUAGUCCUAUAGCCUCUAAAGCAGAUCCCGAUAUGUCUAGAUCACCGGGCUUCCAAGAGUAUGAAAAUGAGUCAUCUGAGAAUCCUUUCCACGAAGAGACUGUGGAUAGGAAAAAUCAACCUAGCAACUUUCAUUCCAUAUCCGGCACUGUCGUGGAUGAGUAUGAUGUCUUCGCAAAAUCAAACUAUGAUAAGUACAGGAGUAAUUCAGGUGAUGGCUCUUUGGCUAGUUUCAGCAGAAAUACUGCUGACGAAGAAGAUUGGCAUGUAAAAAGUUCUUAUAUGUAUGAUGAGGAAGACAUGGCUUUCAAAAAUCAUAAAGAGGGAAAUAGAAUUCUGGAAUCUGAUGAAAGGUAUGGAUUGGACUCUGGAAGUGAUAUUUUUGUUGGUAAGGAUCGGAAGACAAGUGCCAUAGAUGAGAAAAGCAUUCGUACAAAUGCUGAAGCCCUUUUUGAUGAAUCGGGUUCUGAUGAUGAUGAUGUACUUGUCUUAAAUCCUGAAGAGGAAGGGAAUUUCCCUUCCCCUGAUAAAUCUAUGCAUAAAGGUUUCUCUGUUAAUGAAGACCGUCCUCAUUAUGAACCCGAUCUUUCAAAAAGUUUCAAAAACUCCUCAAUUUAUUCAAAAUUAAUUGAACCCAUGCCUGUUACUUUUGAUGAUUCUGAUGGAGCAAGUUCGGGGAGUGAAAAAGAGCAGCAGAGUGAGAGAACUGAUUCUGGAAUUUAUAGCAAUGAUUACCGGGAGUCUGAUAAAGAUCGCCGUUUGGAAAAUAUGAGAUCAUCAUAUGUAGAAAAAGGAACUGUUGAUUCUUUCAUGAGCAGUGAACAUAUGGAAGAGAACCAAAAUAUAUAUUCUCGUCCCGUUUCUACUAAUAGGUCUGGCUUUGAUUCUUCAAAUGCUUCACAGUGGAGUUCUGUAGCAGUGUCAAAUGACUUCAAAAGCCAGUCAAAUCAUGGUUUGCUUGAUAAAGGUGGGCCACAGAAGUCUUUCCAGUCCUUGAAACAUGCAGAGUUACAUCCUGCUUCUGAGUCCGAAUAUCAAAAUCAACCUAGAAUUGGAGGUGGUAUGGAGUUGAACUUAGAAGCAUUGCCUGGUGGACGACGAAAUAGGGCCCACUUGCGCAGAGAAAAAGGUGGAUUAGCUGAUGCUUCGUCUCCUUCAAGAUCUGCUACAGCAGCCUCGAGUGAUACCUUUGGUUCCAGGGAGAAAGCUUCUACUUCUGACUACAGACAAGCGCCGACGAAGUUGGGUGCGAUCCACACACAUUUUGACUCACCUGAUGAUAAUGCUGAGGUAUCAAUCACACCUAAGAGUUCAAAUAAUGCUGUGGGACCAUAUAGAUCGACAAUUGAUGGAAACGUGCGGAAAACAAGCCCAAGAGAUCCAACAGGAUAUUUUGAUUCUGAUGACAGCAGCUCUGACGAGGAUUUACCUAAACCUGCUGUCAGCAAAAAUGUUGUAGAUGCUGGACUUUCUCGGAGGACUAAGGGUUCUGCUCCAAGAUUAGUUGGCAGCUCUCGGACAUCUGCUGCUGCUGCUGCAACUACAGGCCGAUCACCAAGUUCCUAUACGUCUGGAGUUUCCAGCUCCGGGAUUGCGGACCAAACUAACAGUGAUGAUGAAGCAACUUUUGGCCAAAAUUUGGACAGAAAAACAUCUCAGAGUGACCAAAAUGUAUAUUCUUCAGGUGCAGAAAAGCCGAUGAGUGCAAAAAGUCACGAUUUUCCUGAGGCAUCAAUUACGAAAGAAAAGGCUCCAUCUAGAGAAAAUUCCAUUAACAACCCGAGCCAUGUUCAUCCCAAGCUCCCAGAUUUUGAGAAAAUUACAGCGCAGUUGCUAUCUUUACGGAAAAAUCGCAAAUAGCCAUUGAGUAACAUAUGUCAUAUAAUGUACAUAGCUAUUCAACAGGUCAGUGUACAUUUCAUGUUCAUAAAUAUCAUCACUUGAUAUUUAUACUGUGCAGCACAACUUUCAUGUGAUUAUGCAUAUUCCAUAUGUUAAAGGAGUCGUUACCAUAUAUACCACCCCUUAGGUUUUACUAAUUUGCCAAAACAAGGAUGUUAUUUGCAGCAUUGCUGUUUUAAGCAGAUUGAUGAUUUCAUUUCAUUUGUAAUGGAUACUCCAACAGGCUAUAUGAGAGAUAUACAGAUUUAUGGA